UCACGAACAAUUUCCGAAUGAGUAGAGGGAAAAAGUAACUACUUCAAGUUGUACAAUCAAGAGAUCGAGGACUUCAAGAUCAUUAAAACAAGAGUACUAUUAAGCGAGUAGAGAUCUUUAAAACAAGAGAUCGCCUUCAAGAUCAUUCAGGAUGAAGACACGUCUACCAGUCGUUCUUGCCAGUAUGGGGGGUGCAGCCUUGUGCCUCCUGCUGACGUGGCCCAUCGCCACUGCGGCCGCCGCCGCGCCUAAAACUCACUCAGAAAGUCCUGGAUUUCUCGCCAAGUUCUCGACUACAUCUGCGGCUGAACCGAAAAAACAUGCUCCGUUUCUGCGCCUGCCGCAGAAAAAAGUGGUCAGUACCAAACCGGCAUUGGCUUGCUUUCUGCCCGCGUUGAUGGCUCAGGUGUGCUCUGGGGAAGUUCACUUUCCUCAAAAAUAUUUAUGACAUAACCCAUAUAAAUAUUUAUAGGUAAACCAGUUAGACGGGGAAUUUCUUGAUCUUGGUCAUUCACCCACUUAUCUUCACCCUCAACUUCAAUCUCCGAGCAAGCGUUUGUUCAACUUAGUGUGACUUGUUUAAUAUCUGCAACUCCUAGGUGGAAUGAACUCCUGCGUACUCCUUUUUAGAAAUAUCACUCCAGCUCCAGCAGCAUAAUCCGCCAACUUCUUCUAAAUUUUAUUCCGAUCAAGGCCGAUUCCUGUCCAGCGCCGUACCCUGAUUUGGAUAUGUUGCAGGAUGACACAAUCGAGUCGGAACUCUUCAAAAAAGACUGGCCGCAAAACGCCCUCUCAGGAACUUGGUGGGAAUUUUUGUUUUCAUUAGAUAUUGUAAGGUAUAGACUCGUAGUCGUAGAAUCUUGAAUUUCACUGGUGAUCGAGUUCGUAUGCUUAUGCAGGAAUCACUCUGCUCUCCUGUUUUGAUUCACAGUCUCAAUCUGGUUACCAUGUCACUCACGAUGAAGAACAUGAUGUGCACCACAGGCCAAAUGAGAAUUUGUCCGCUAGGUAUGUCGUUGCCGCUGCGGACGCCUAUCAGCCGACAACGCAGUACAAGUGCACGAGUUACAAGUAUUCCACUCCGGACCUCGAACAUUAAGGGAACAAAGUUUUUCUUUUCAUCAUAACUUGAGUUUUUUUAUAAUAAAUUUUCAGCAUCUUCCAUGAGAGUCGGACUUAGACUUUGAGGCUAGCCGAAGCUUGGAAAAAGUAUACAUGCACAGUGAGGAGCGUUAGCUUCGUCGUGUUUCUUGUCCUUUGACUCAUUGCGACUGUUUUACUCAAUCGCUCUCUUUUUCAGUAAAUAAGGACGAGAGCAAAGUCCGAAAACAUCAAAUUGUGCGUCAUCUAAGAAAAAGACCCACGCGGACAACCCACCGGUAUUUGGCACAGCUUCGAUAUGAACGCCCAGCAGUGGAAACAAAUUCCGCUUCAAGGCUACCUGCAGCGCCGCUCGAAAGAUGGGGCCCUGAUUCCUGGCGGCUACGAGGAAAUUCCUCUGCAUCUCGGCGCCAAGAGUGACAAAUGGUACUUGGGGCAACUAGACAAGGUUCUACCGUCUGUGUUUUUACCGGUCAGGGGCUUUGCUUGCUCCUGACCAUACCGCGGGGGGGGAUUCGGAUUGCGAGUGGGGCAGGAAACAGGCGGCGCUAUUGGCUGGGGCGGGCCUUGCGCGAACGCACGGCGCGACAUCGUUAUUCGCCGCGGAUUCAACUGCAGACCAGCAGCAGAGCGCGCCGGGCGCCGGGGUGUCUUAUCAAUUGGCGGGCUGGGGCGCCAUUCUUGGACGGAUAAGACGAAGCGGCGAGGCAACAACCGCGAGCGCGCGGGGUUGCCUUUGGGAGACUUUUAGUUUUACCGCCGUGGGGGGCCGUGGUGUGUGGGCGUGUUUCUUGGCUGUUUCGCCGUUUCCGUCUGUCAUGGACGACGCUUUACGAAUGGGGAGGCGCUGCGUCUGUGUAUGUAAGGCGGCGGGCCAACGCCGCGGGUGGCUUGCGGCCUUAGGCUCGUGGCCGCUUGGGGCAUGUGAAGGUGGGCAAUCCUUUAGGGGGCCCGAGGCUCUAUAUGUAUCAGUCGGCAGGGUGGGGCAUCGACGAGGAGAAUCAGCCGCGUCGCCCCCCGAACGUGGCCUGCAGGGGAAGCGUUACCGCUGGAAGUGGCCACGUGCAUGGGGGCAGCUUGGCCAUAGAUCCUGCAAAACACUCAAAAAAACAAGGAGAGCCAGGACGACGAAAAAACGGGGGGCCCACGUGCUUCAGCUUUUAACUUCGCGGGCAAGCUGAUCAGUGGGGGCGCUCGUCUUUCCCGCUGUGACAAGUUUGCGCGCAGUGCUCUAGCUACGUACUUGCGCGCAGUGGGGCACGGCAUUGCUUCAAAUGUGGCCUCUUCUGAUUUAAAGGCCUCGCGUGUGAGAGAAUGCGGCGGCCUGGCUUGUUGCUUUGGUGCCACUUGUUAGAUGGAAAACGAUGCGGCGAGGGUGCUGGCGUUUAUCCACCGCACCUCGAAAGAGAGGCGUAAAGCAGCGCGCCGCGCCCGCGAUCAAGAAUGAAGGCGCGCAAAUGAGUCGGCAGCUGGGGCGCACGGGCUGGGCGCCAUAUGCAAUGCUUGGCAGACAGCGAGGAAGUGGAAGGCAGGGGACGCGGGGACGGCUGGGGGACAGGUCGGCGCAAUAGCGGGAACGGACGGCGGCGGCGGCGCUUGUACGUAGAUAAAAAGGAAAAAAAUGCCACGGGGUGGCGAGAUCGCCAGAGAGUUGGAAGGGGGCGCGCGCCUCUAAAGUAUGGGGCUGGUCGUUUGGGCGGUCAAGUCUGAGGGCUGGCGAAGUGUGGCGCCGGUCGCGUCGCGCUCAUGCAGAUGCCGAAGGCGUGCGGGCUGCCUUCUUACUUGGGUACGUAGGUGCAGCGGGCUGCUAAUUAGGUGCAGCGGAUCGGCGAACUUGAACGGAGUAGCUUGCGCGGGUCCGCUGGUUUGGGCCAAUUAGUCGGCCGCUGGAGCAAUGGGCCAGCCGGUUCGACUUCGAACUGACUGGCGCAGCGAGAUGCCUCCACUGUCUUAAGGCGAAAAAGAGGCCAGUAGUGUUAUCGGCGGUCCAUUGUGAACCCGGAGGGGCACGAGCGUCAGCCUUUGGGUGACGUGUGGAGAGAGGUACAGGCGGAGACGCAAAGGCCGGGGCGUCCCAGGUUCGACAAGCCUGCGCAGUCGACAAACAUGCGCAGCACGUCCCAGCCUUGAGAAGCGUAACAAGCUCCCCCGGACUGUGUUCAACUCGCGCAGUACACAACUGCGGCUAAAGGUUUAGCGCAUAAAUCAUGUGGUCCGUCUCCCAUCUUACUAAUUUUACUGCAUUGACAGGAGGACGCCGCGGCGUUUCGUUUUGGUUCGUAAAAAUUUUUCGGUGUGGAAAAUUUUUGCGUUUUUUGUGUCAGGGUCGAUGUUGGACCUGGCUCGUUUUUUUACUAUUGGGAGGCACUUUUCAGCCUAUAGUACGAAUAGUAGGCGCAGUACGUAUAGUAGGCGCAGUACGAAUAGUACGAAUAGUAAAAUUUUUUCCGUGGAGAAAUUUUUACUAUUCGUACUAUUCGUACUGCGCCUACUAUACGUACUAUUCGUACACGAAAACACACAGGCUAAAGGUGCAUCCAAUAGUAAAAUUUUCUACAAAAAAAAAAGAGCCCCGGAUGGCAUCGCAAUAGUAAAAUUUUUCCUGAGAGGCAAACCCACGCAGCAGCGAAGUUGGGGGGUUGCCGUCUUCUCGUAGUUUUUUUUUGUUCCUAUUUUCGUGCCCCUGUCAACGCAGUAGAAUUAGCAUGCUGGGAAGCUGGGCCACAUGACAUAAAAGUGGCGAAAUAAGAAGAGGCGGCCCUGGGGGCAGUCAUUGAGCAGGGUAGCCAUUACUUUCGUCGUGUUCUUUAGCUGUCUCGGAUCGGCUUGCCUUCUCUCGCAUUGGUGCCCCCCGCCCCUGCGUGACGGGAUUGCUAGCAGCUGGGCUCUUCUCUGGCUGGGGAAGAGGGUGCCCCGGAGGUGUGCCAGUGACGGCGAGCGGGUGGGUCACUGUUUGGUAGGCGGCUGCAAGUGCAACCGCGCUGCAGUCGCUUCUCUCGCGCAGUUUUGUGAGGAUAGAGAGCGGGGCUCUGACGCUCAGCAGAUACACGACAAGCGCAAAAGCCUGCCCAAGCUGCAGAGGAGAGGAAGGGCGCGCCUCGCGGGUCGCAACCAUUAUAAGAGCGGAGCAGUCUAAGCUGAGGAAGUCCUUGCGUGUUGUCUGUCUUGAAGGCCGGCCAUAAUUUAUCUCCACUCGUCGUCGUCGUAGUCUUUUCUGUUCUGUUGUGGAAGGAGGAGGCGAGAAAAGCAGACGGCUGGGAGGUGCUUCGCCUUCUUCAUCAACGGCGAGACCACCUCCAGCAGCCAACGCUGGGAGAUUCAAGCAUGACGGGCGCACUUUGUUGGCCGCGAGGUGUUUCGCCUGCGCGCUGCGCAGAUUUCACGAAGCUUCUCCGUCUCCGAAGCCAACGACUAACAGACCAGCCACUCGCCUCUAUAGUUAGAGGCAGCCCCUCGCCGCGCAGCCUGGGACACCAAUGCGAACGCUUCGGCGGACGGAGCGUUGGCUUUUUUAUCCGAAGCGAGGAGCGGCCGCGCCUCAAGAUCGUGCAGCUUUCUCGGACGAGUACAGCCGAAGGCACCAAGUCAAAGACGCGGGGGAAAUUCCGACUGGGUAGAGACGCGGGGUAGAUUCAGGGCCAGCCUUGAGUGGGUUCCUUCUCUCACUCUGUCAAAUUAUUUGCUUCUCUCUGUCGAAUUAUUUGCGAACUUUUUACACGAACGCAAAGCAGGCUCUUGCGUGAGUUUCCCUUCCGGGAUUUUUAUGCUUUCCAGACGCAUUGGCCGUCUCCAUUUCGAGGAGCGAAAGUGAGAGGCGCGGCCUCGCGCGAUAUGACAACCGUGAGGGGAGACGCGUCGCCAGAGGCGCUGGCGUUAUGGAUGAAAGUACUCGGAAACACAUAGACAGGAGAGGGAGCAAGUGAGCAAGCUAAGAGUCUAGCUCCUCGGCCAGUGAAGGCGCUAGUAUGGGGGCACUGAUCUACGUACUCAGCAGUGUCGACGGGUCUCCCUCGAUGUUCGGGGGUCCUUUCUAGUAGUUGUCUGCUGGCUCCCGAUUAGAUGCCGCUCGUUCUGAUAUUGCUUUCUGUUAAAUAAACGGGCAGCGUGCAACUCGUAGGAAAGCCCGGCAAAGUUAGAAGCGGGCAGCGUCUUAGAAAUUGAUGGAGCUGGCGGACCCCUUUUCCCAGGCGGCACCUUGGUUCUUUCGCUUCUUUUGGUCGUUUAUUUCUGCGUGCUCCUUUUCUUCUUUUGUUUUGGAUGGGAGGACCCGACUGGGAGCGCCCGCGCGCCUUGUUCGUUGCGGCUGUGUUUGCUUGGUUUCUUUGUGCGGGCCGUACUGGUAUGAUGAACAUGAAAUAAAAUAAAUGCUGGCCUUGGCGCUGCCUUGCUGUUGCUUGUGGUGUUCUCCUCACCUCGCUCCUUCGACUGGGUUGGUUGGCGUGUUCUUUGUUCUUUCAGUCUCUUCCUCUUGGCUCUUCUCUUGUGGGUGUCUUGGCGUUUAUGAUUACUGACUUUGCUCGCUCUGUGUCUCUUUCUACUUAUUUAAUUUUGAAUGUCGACGCAUGCGUGACUCUGUUGUCGAAGAAAUUCACAGAGUGGAUAUAAAUAAGUAUUUAUAGAUACUUUCUUGUGUACUCACAUCGGCAGAAGUUGCUUGUGAAUUGAAAACGAAAAGCAAGAGGAACCCACAAGCAAAUUACAUCUCCCAGAACUCAACAGUCAACUUUUUAUUCAAAAUCCAGGUUCGUUCCGGUUGUGCACUAUGGACAGGACAGUUCCACCACGAUGAUGGUGAAAUGGGGGUGCACUAGUCCGCCGAUGACGCCGAAUCGUGUCAAUUUCGUCGAGGUACUUCUACAGAGUCCUUGCUUGAUGGUGAUGUCUUAAACCUAUGUAUGUUGUCGUUUAGUCUGCAUACUUGUAAAACGUGCAUGACUUCAGCCUGACUGCUGUAUAUCUAAUCUUAGAAGAUGGCACUCCUCGGAAUCAACGGAUGGGUCCCAAGAUGAUGUCAAGAGAACCAGGAAAAUCAUGAUUAGCUAUCUCUCUUCCCAUUUUUCAAUCUAUCUAGGUCCUCGCCCGUAGUCAGGAUGUCGAUUAUACGGAAGUGAUCGCUGCUAUUUCUCACCUGAUGCAAGAGGGGCAAGAGGUAACUCCAGUGAUCGAAUUCAUGCGGCCCGUCGACCAGUCGGCGUGCAAUGUUAAGCGUUGUAAAUUUUAAUCCAUUGAUGUAUAUGAUCGUGAUCUUAUAAUUACAGAUUGAUAAAUUGAUAUAUCAAUCUUGGAUUAAUUUAAAGAUAGCUGGUAGAAGUUGUAUAGAAUUUUGUAACCCUUGGCUGUUGGGUACAUGAAAAUGAUCAAUCAUUAUCAAUUACCUGCCAUUAGCUCUAAAAAUACAAGCGGUUCUACGUCCGGUAUGUCCCUAUGUCGAGGACCGGAGUGCGACGAAAAUGGGGAAGAGUAUAAAGCACUCAAGAAAGACGUCGAUGAGCACGCGCCGAUGCACCUCUGUCGCGGGCCUGACUGCGAUGAAAAUCAGGGCCACGAGGGAGUCACUAUUUCUGUCUAG
Amoebophrya sp. A25 is the source of this 6670-nucleotide messenger RNA. The record is from the annotation of a GenBank genome assembly. Lineage: Eukaryota; Dinophyceae; Syndiniales; Amoebophryaceae.